AUGCCGGCUGCAGGGAUUCUCAUUUCCAAGGACAACUCUGGGAUUGGUUUGGACAUACAGAACUCGUUUUUUGUCUCGAAUCAAGGUGUUUAUAUAACCAUCUUCAAUCCGGAGCAAGAGUUUUUCAUUGAAAAUAAUACUUUUGCGAACAAUACGGAGUUUAACGCGGCGCCCAAGAGUUCGCUCAUCGAUUUGAUUUACACGGAUUCUUCUGCAGUGCGAAAUUUCGCAAUCACUGACAACAUUUUCAACGGCAACACCGCAAAAUAUAUUGCACGAGUUUUCGAAAAAGACGAAGAGAUGAGUGUUUCCGUUUUACGAAAACGACACGAAAUUGCCAAGAAUCAUUUCAACAACAAUACCGGCUGGAGUCUGAUAUUUGCAUCGGUUGCACUCACAGAUAUCUUUGGGAACACUUUUCAGAGCAAGGAAAUGAAAUGUGACAUUACGACGAAUGAACCGAGGAAACCGAAUUGGCUUGAUUUGCAAAAGAAUGAGUUUAUCGCGUUUCCGGAUAACCUUAAAUAUUUUCAUGUUUGUGCUACGAGCUUCGAGGGAACAAUCACCUAUCCAUGGGAGGGACACUUUAGGGAUAUCACAGUGACAACUACAACAACCCCUCCGCCUCCUCCAGUUCCGCCAGUCACUCCAGCACCCCCACCGCCUCCUCCGCCAGCUGCU
Molecule: messenger RNA, 681 nt
Organism: Mesorhabditis belari
Lineage: Eukaryota; Metazoa; Nematoda; Chromadorea; Rhabditida; Rhabditidae
Source: the annotation of a GenBank genome assembly